This is a messenger RNA of Hemicordylus capensis (graceful crag lizard), 3084 nucleotides long. It is a transcript of the gene HIRIP3, whose product is annotated as HIRA interacting protein 3. The transcript is spliced from 7 exons. Bases 81 to 2348 code for a protein of 755 amino acids. Gene Ontology annotation, cellular component: nucleus. The record is from RefSeq and is a predicted model, not a curated record. Lineage: Eukaryota; Metazoa; Chordata; Lepidosauria; Squamata; Cordylidae.
GCUCUGGACUACAUUUCCUAGGAGGCCUAGAGCAGAGAGCUGGGCUACGUUGGCUCAGAGGAGUCAGUUGGCGGGAAAAGAUGGCAGUGGCUUCUGGAGGAAGGGAGGAAGAUAUGCAAGCCUUCGUCAGGAGUGUCUUUCAGGGGAGCCCUGAUCUUAGCGUCCUCACCCAUGCCAUUGUCCGGAAGAAAUAUCUCGCCCAUAUUCAACAAGAGAGUCUAACUAAAGAGGAGAAGGAAAAAUUCAAACAGCUGGUGGAGGAGGAGUUGGUUAAAAUGCAGGUUGAUGAUUCCUCCAGCAAUGUAGAAUUGUUUUCCAAAUUGCAUUCUUCUAUCAAAUCUGGAGGCCAAAAGAGACAACGUUCUUCUGAUAUCUCUAAUGAUGAGGCCAAAAGCAGACAGGAGCAGAAAAAGCAACGAGCAGGAAUAGAGUCAGAGGUCAGCUUAGAUGAAGAGGAUUCUGGAAUUGAUUCUAAGAAGAUACAUAAGCCUGCUGGGGAAUUCGCAGAGUCCUCUGAUCAAGGGGACUCUGGAAAAGAAGGUCAUCCUGAUGGAUCUGAGAGUAAUGAGCAAAAUGCAAAGAAUGAAAGGAUGACACCAUCCCAGAAGGCAAACAGAGAGACAUCAGGCCAAACAUCAACAAAGAAGCUGUGGGGUAGGAAACAGAGAAACAGAUCGGGGAUCUCUUCUUCAAGUGAUCUUGAGGAAGAGAUCAGCAGAUGUAAGAAUGCAACAAAGGUCCAAAGAACAAGGUAUGAGAAUGAAUCAAAUCAGGAGCUGAAAGGCAGGAAGUUCCAGAGAAAAAUGGGAUUUGACAAAGAACAGAAAUGGACAGAUGGGAAGGGCAAAGGAAAGAACAGAAGGAUGAAGAGUGAGUCUGAAGAAGAAAGUGAGCCUCUUCCAGUGGGGAAAAUGCUUGAAAAGAAAGUUGUUGAUUGGAGUGAAAACGAGGAAGAGGGAGAGGAGAAGGUGGGUGGCACCAGACGAAAGGCUGAGGUCAGUGCAGGGCAAAGAACUCGGAAGGCUCAAGAUGAGAGUGAAAGUGAGGAUGAAUCGGGAAGCGAUUCGGAGGAGGAGGACAGGAUCCCGAAAACCAUGGCAAGUAAUAAACUUGGAAGGAAAAAUGUAUGUGCCAAGGAAUCAGAGAGCGAUUCGGAUGAGACUGAAGGCAAACGCCAGAUAAAGAAAGAAAUGCCCAGGACGAAAACAAGGCGGGUGAGUGGAGAGAAAUGGAACCGUAUGUCAGAGAGUGAUUCAGAAGAAAGCGAAGAACCUAAGAGGCAAAUUAAAAAAGGCAGAAUGAAGAAGGCACAAAUGAGGAAUGUGGGGGAAAGAAGGGGUCCGGGGAAAGAGCGAAAAGAGAAUGAGAAAAGCAAUAAUCCAGAAAAGAAGCAAAGAAAAUGCACGCCCAAGAAAAGUGUGAGCAGCAGUGAAUCGAACAGUGAGGAGGAUCAGCAUAAGGGCUCAAGACAAAAAAAGAAGGGAAUUGGUGGUAGUGAUGGAUCUCAGAGUGAAGCAGAGAAUGGGAGGAAAGGGGGAAGCAAGUCCCAGCCAGUGACUGUGAGCAGUGGUGAAUCUGAGAGCGAAUCAAAGGAAGCUGAAGCUGGGAGCUGGAAAAAGAGAAGAAUGCUAAAAAAGAGGAGCGGAGAUGUGUCUGGGAGUGAAUCUAGCCAGGAGGAAGGGAAGCUGAAGAAGAAAGGAACAGAGAAAUCCCAGAGAAAGAGUGUCAGUGAAAUUGAAUUGGAGAAUGAUUCUGGGGACUCUGGGAGUGAAUUGGGAAAGAAAAAAAAUGAAGGCCAUCAGAAGAAAGGAACGCAAAAGCCAAAAAGAAGUAAUAGCAAAGAAGAAUCUAGGAAUGAAUCGGAAGAAGAAAAGAGCUCCAGCUCAGAAGAUAACCCCAGUUCUUUCAAGGGGCAGCAUCAAGGAAAGGACAGAGAACAUUCUGGCAAGAGUGAGGAGCACCCCGCAAUCCGGCGGCUAAAGCGCUACAUCUGGGAGUGUGGGGUGCGCAGGAAUUACAAGAAGCUGCUUGCAGGUUGCCGUUCCCGUAAAGCCAAAGUGGAGGCACUCAAAAAGGAGCUGGAAAACCUUGGCCUGAAGGGGACACCAACUCUAGCCAAGUGCAAAGCUCUGAAGCACAAGCGGGAAGAAGCAGCUGAAGUGGCUUCACUUGAUCUCAGCAACAUCAUCACCACAGAAGGCCGUCGUCCAAGACGUAACAAUGUCUGGAGUCUCUACAGCAAGCCCCAGGAGCCGCCCACUUCCCCAGAAGAGUCGCCCAUCCGCCGUCCUUCCACCGACUGGUCCCGCCUUCGAGGAGUCAUCAGUUCAGAUGGGGAAAGCAGUUGACUUUGGGAGGGAGGGAAGGAGGGAAAGAAUUUAUGGGUCCGUUAUCCUUAUUAUAAAGGGAAGCAUAAGCUGGGCUAACAACUUACAAAUCCAGUGACCAGGAAGGGACUUCUGGUUGUUUCCAGCCCACCUCUUCUUUCCCUCCGCUUAUAAGAGAAAAAGUCUUUUAAAAAGCUAUAACACUUUUUACUGCCAACUUCUGUUGUUGAAGAGGGCAAAGGUUACAAAUGCCUCUGAGGAUAAAGAUCUGUCGCCUCCUGGACAAAGGCACAGAUGAUCCGUUCCUUCAGAUGUCCAAACCACAAAGCUCCUACACCUAUUGCCUGAUUAAAACUUCAGUAGAACAAAAGAAGCCACCCUCACAUAGGGAAACUGCUGGUUGGGGGGGGGCGGGGUAUAUAAAGAUUCCCAUAAUUACUCUUCCCAAGAGUGAACAUUCCUGAGUGUGAGUGUGUGUGAGGGAGAGGAGGAGGAGAAGGUGUGUAUUCAUUUUCAUUCCACCUGUGUUCUGGGAUGACUUUCUUCCUGUUUUCCCUUUGAUCUUUUUUCUUUUUUCCCUUUGUUGUAACUUCAAGGAGAAUGAAUCUAGUUCUGGAUUAGACCCUAAUGAAAUGGAAAGGUUUGGAUAUGCUUUUGUAAUAUGGAGCACAUUUAACCAUUGUUGUAAAUGUGUGUGUUGGAGAUUUUAUGGCUGAGAACCAAACGUUCUAUUUUGUUAAAUAAAAUAUCUUUUGGA